This is a messenger RNA of Erigeron canadensis, 2086 nucleotides long. RefSeq names its product leucine aminopeptidase 1-like. Gene Ontology annotation, biological process: proteolysis. Bases 58 to 1842 code for a protein of 594 amino acids. Gene Ontology annotation, cellular component: cytoplasm. The record is from RefSeq and is a predicted model, not a curated record. Lineage: Eukaryota; Viridiplantae; Streptophyta; Magnoliopsida; Asterales; Asteraceae. Gene Ontology annotation, molecular function: manganese ion binding; metalloaminopeptidase activity. The transcript is spliced from 10 exons.
CCUCUUCUUCCCUAACUUGCUUACCAUAUUUUUUUUAAAAAUUAUUUUUAUAAAAAAAUGGCAGCACACAUUAGACUAGCAGCAGCUUCAUCAUCAUCUUCAUCUAUCACACUUCUUUCUUCAUCAUCAUCUUCCACCAUUUUCACCAAAAUUAAAUCAAUACCCCAUUUGGGUUUUUCAUUUUCAGUCACUAAUUCUACAUUUUUCCACCCUUUUUCAGUCACUAAUUCUACAAAAACAUGGAAACGUAUGAAUCAUACACUCAUUGCUAAAGCUUCUCUGGGUCUCACUUAUCCUGCAGUAAUCGAACCCCACAAGUUCUCUUUUGCCGCAAAAGAUAUAGAUCUGGCUGAAUGGAAAGGAGAUAUACUAGCAGUUGGUGUCACAGAGAAAGACAUGAUAAAAGAUGAAAACUUAAAAUUUCAAAACUCUGUCCUGAAGAAACUAGAUUUACAUUUGAACGGGUUGUUAUCUGAAGUAUCUGCCGAGGAAGACUUCACUGGAAAGGCUGGACAGUCAACUAUACUUAGGCUUUCUGGUCUUGGUACGAAGCGAGUCAGUUUGGUCGGGCUCGGAAAAGGACUCACUGGUUCGUCUACUUCUGCUUAUCGGAGUCUUGGUGAAUCCGUGGCAUCGGCCGCUAAGGCUUCUCAGGCUAACAAUGUUGCUGUUACACUUGCUUCUACACAGGAACUAACUCCUGAACUCAAGCUGGCCACAGCUUCAUCGAUAGCAACCGGUGCAUUGCUGGGAACUUAUGAAGAUAACAGAUUUAAGUCAGAGUCUAAGAAGCUGGCUCUUAAGUCCAUUGACUUUCUUGGUCUUGGGACUGGACCUGAGCUAGAAAAGAAACUUAAAUACACAGAAGAUGUUUGUGCAGGGGUUAUACUGGGGAAAGAGCUUGUAAAUGCACCUCCAAAUGUACUUACUCCUGAGGUACUUGCGGAAGAGGCUGAGAAGAUUGCUUCGACACAUAGUGAUGUUUUCACAACAACAAUUCUGGAUACAGAGCAAUGCAAAGAACUGAAAAUGGGUUCUUAUCUUGGUGUUGCUGCUGCUUCUACAAAUCCCCCUAAAUUUAUUCAUUUAUGUUACAAACCGCCAACUGGAGCAGUCAAAACCAAGCUUGCAUUAGUGGGCAAGGGAUUGACUUUUGACAGUGGUGGUUACAACAUUAAGACAGGACCUGGUUGUUUAAUAGAGCUCAUGAAGUUUGAUAUGGGAGGUUCGGCAGCGGUUUUAGGUGCUGCAAAAGCUCUUGGUCAAAUUAAACCGGCUGGAGUAGAGGUACAUUUUAUUGUAGCAGCUUGUGAAAACAUGAUAAGUGGAACAGCAAUGAGACCUGGAGACAUAUUAACAGCCUCAAAUGGGAAGACAAUCGAGGUUAACAACACUGAUGCAGAAGGUAGACUUACACUUGCUGAUGCUUUAGUGUAUGCUUGUAACCAAGGUGUAGACAAGAUAGUUGAUUUGGCCACAUUGACUGGGGCCUGUAUUGUUGCUCUUGGGCCUUCAAUUGCAGGCAUCUUCACACCCAGCGAUAGCCUAGCAAAAGAGGUGGUUGCAGCCUCAGAAGUUGCUGGAGAAAAACUUUGGAGGCUGCCAAUGGAGGAGAGUUACUGGGAAUCAAUGAAAUCAGGGGUUGCCGAUAUGGUCAAUACUGGAGGCCGCCAGGGUGGUUCUAUAACUGCAGCCCUUUUCUUGAAGCAGUUUGUUGAUGAAAAAGUCGAAUGGUUACAUAUUGACAUGGCGGGUCCUGUUUGGAAUGACAAGAAGAAAGCAGCAACAGGGUUUGCUGUUCCUACUUUGGUCGAAUGGGUUGUGGCCAACUCGUCCUCUUGAGCCUUGGGUAUAUUCCUAUAUUACACUACCACAAAAGGAAAGUUUGUCAUCGUUUCCAUAAAGAGUCAAAAUGUGGGAAUACAUGUAAUUAAUUUGUUAUAUGAUAAACAUAUGUUUAGGGAAAUAAUCUGUAACUAUUGUUCAAAAUUUUGCGCAUGACUGGAUUGGGUACCGUUGGUAUUUACAAUGCCUAUAGUUCACAAUUUUGAAAUUGGAGUGUUCGAUCUAAAUCUUGGGUGACAAA